AUGAUGGCCGGCAAGAGCCUUGCAUACUUUGCCGUCCCACCCUCCAAGGUGCUGACACCAGGCAAAGAAGACCUCAAGACUGUCGAGGUCACGCCCGUGGAUGAGAUGCCCAUCCUCAAGCUCGUGGCAGACGACGAGGGCGUUCAACACAAGGCUUUUAAUUAUGGCUGGGAAAAACUACACCUUCGCGGCUACUCGGAAUCGGAAACAUCGCAUCCUGCUUGGAACGCAUUUCGCAAGGCGAUUGCCGCGGCCUCGUUGGUGAUACCAGUGAUGAAGCUGUCACUGAUCUGCCGCCUAACAGGAAUGUAG
Molecule: messenger RNA, 312 nt
Organism: Symbiodinium sp. CCMP2456
Lineage: Eukaryota; Dinophyceae; Suessiales; Symbiodiniaceae
Source: the annotation of a GenBank genome assembly